AUGGACAUCAGAGCUGGUGGAAAGAAGACGUGAUUUUUGACUGCAGUCUUGGCUCUUGCUCCACGCCAACUGUGAGAGUGCAACAGUGAGAAAUCUAGCAGGACUUCCAGAUCAGUAAGCGAGAAAGUCUGGAGCGGCAGCAUGGGCGCACUGAUGGUCAUCUUCUCCCUGCAGACCAAACAAAGACGCAAGCCCACAGACAGUGUCGAGGAUGAACUUGAACUGUCUACGGUCCGCCAUCGUCCCGAGGGCCUGGAGCAGCUUGAGGCUCAGACACGAUUCUCCCGCAAAGAGCUGCAGAUCCUCUAUCGCGGCUUCAAGAACGAAUGUCCCAGUGGAGUGGUCAAUGAGGAGACUUUUAAAGACAUCUACGCACAGUUCUUCCCACAAGGAGAUGCGUCAACAUAUGCACACUUCCUGUUCAACGCAUUCGACACAGACCACAAUGGAUCUGUGAGUUUCGAGGAUUUCGUCAUGGGCCUCUCUAUUCUUCUGAGGGGCACUGUGCAGGAGAAACUGAACUGGGCCUUCAACCUGUACGAUAUCAAUAAAGACGGAUACAUCACUAAAGAGGAGAUGCUGGACAUAAUGAAGGCCAUCUACGACAUGAUGGGCAAGUGCACGUACCCCGUCCUCAAAGAAGAGACGCCUCGCCAGCACGUAGAGGUUUUCUUUCAGAAGAUGGAUAAGAACAAAGAUGGAGUGGUAACCAUAGAUGAAUUUAUUGACUGCUGCCAAAAUGAUGAGAAUAUCAUGCGAUCGAUGCACCUGUUUGAGAAUGUUCUUUAACUUUUGGCUGAGUUUUGGAGGCCGUGGAGGAUCAGGAGGACUUCAUCUUCAGCUUGGCCCAGAGACAGACUUGGACUCAAACUGUGUACAGUGUGCUAUGCAGACUUUUGACCAUGAAAAUACCAUUAACGCUCAUUACAGUGGGCCACAGGUAGGAGUAGGCAAUACAAACGGGACCACUCUGGAGUUAAGGGCCAAACAUGUGGCAGUGAAAAGAAGAGCCUAAACACACCCAACUGAUAAUGAAAAAACUACAUCAGUGUCGUUGGUCUCUUGUGUGUUUGUCUUUGUUUGUUUCCAGCUUUACAGCGCGAUUAAAGACUUCCAUCUGCCUCUGCUUUAAUUUACUACCAAGCUCUGGUGGCUAUAGUACUUAUAGUAUAGUAAAGUUUUGAUUACUCUUCUCUCUCAAAGCGCUAAAAGCUUUCCGUUGACAAUUAUUAAUGAUUGGAACAUUAGUAUUUCUUAGCACCGCUCAUUUGAAAAUUAAAGAUUUAAUUCAAAAUAUAAAUCAGAUGUUAAAUAGAUACUUAAACGUACUCAUUUAGUAGUAGCGUCUGCAGAUAUGUUUACGCUAACUCGAGUCAUUUCUUGGACUAGAACGCUGUACUUGACGAGUAAUAUUUUCUAAAGUAACUGUACUCUUACUCCACCUCUGCUUUUACAUGAAAUCACUGUGAAUUUUUACUACAUUCGAAUCCUAAAUACAAAAGCGUCUCCCUGUUGUACACGUUCCCGUCUGGUCUAAACUGGCUCUCAACUCCAGAGUACUCCUCACCUUUUCUCAUUGUGGUCGGUGUUUUCUCUUAAAAGAAUUUAGAAACCAUUUUAAAAUUGUAUAUACUAUAGAUAAUAGAUAAGAAAUAUAUGAGAGAACGUUUCAACUUUGUCCUUGUUUACUUGCCAACCAUGUCAAGACAAUACAAAGAUUGUAUUGAUGUCAAAUCGGACCAUAGCGUUGGUUUGUCUACAGAAGCACACACACAUGUAACUUUGUGAGUAUCAUGUUGGACAACCAUGUCUUUGUCAGAAGAAAUGCUUUUAGUGUUUUUCAGUUCAUUUUGUAUGUCUGUGUAUCUCUCCAUUCCAGGUACACAACAAACCCAAAUCCAAAAAAAGUGAGAAGUCCAGCAGCACUUUACCGGUUCCUGCUGUCUGCAAUUAAACCAUUGAUUGACCUCAAUGUGAGCAAACACAAGGCAUGCUGGGUAAAAAGCCCCUCUUACGGACAUCCCCUCGCUCAUUGGACCAGAUUGGAUUACAGAGAUCAAGGGGAGGGCACGUUGCAAAUGCUUUAUUUUGUUAGAAGAACAUUUCAUAAUUAAAUUACCUUAUUAUAGGAAGGCAUUUGAUAAGUACUCGGACGAAUUUUACCAUCAAAUUUUCUACACCGGAUUGUAGCUUGAAGAUGCAUGUUGACCCGAUACGUGAAAGACAUGGCAGAAUUUUGCUAAUUUAUUAUUUUUUUGAUCAUGUUAUAAAAUGUAAUGUAUCUAUUUCCAAAAAGAGAAAUAUCAAAUGUG
Messenger RNA from Periophthalmus magnuspinnatus, 2312 nucleotides. RefSeq names its product potassium voltage-gated channel interacting protein 4a (gene kcnip4a). The record is from RefSeq and is a predicted model, not a curated record. The transcript is spliced from 9 exons. Gene Ontology annotation, biological process: regulation of potassium ion transmembrane transport. NCBI's taxonomy places the organism in Eukaryota, Metazoa, Chordata, Actinopteri, Gobiiformes, Gobiidae. Bases 142 to 789 code for a protein of 215 amino acids. Gene Ontology annotation, molecular function: calcium ion binding; potassium channel regulator activity. Gene Ontology annotation, cellular component: voltage-gated potassium channel complex.